GCUUGGCUCACGGACAGAUCUGACUACUCUAUGCUAUAACGAUCUUGGCAGAUAAGAUAUCCACAAUCGAAGGAUCACGCGCCAUGUAAGCCAGACUCGCGUAUCUACGACCACUCGCUGGACCACUCGAUUGCACUGCCCAUUUUGUUUACACUGUUCUUACCUGAAUCUCUGAGCCACAAUGUGUACGACAAUCAAAAUCCCGCUGCAAAAACCAGUCUCCUGUCUACCACUACAAAAAGAAAUCGAGUUCCCCGUCAACUCCACCAAGCGACAACCACAUACAUCCACCUCUGCUUCUUUCCCGUCGAUUCGAUGAAGCUACCACUUCCGCUCCUUAGCUUAUUGCUGCCAGCCUUAUUCUGUGCUGCUUCAUCAACUCCGGCUCCACACCAAACACUUACUGCUCAGACUGCAACAAUCUCGCUGACCCAGGUCACCCCUCCCCCUCGACGCAAUGAUGACUUCGCCCGAGCAUCCUACCUAUAUCCUUAAAUCUUCCCCCAAUAUCAACCGCGAACACACUAUUCCACCCAAAACCUGCACGCCUGGCUGGCUUCAACUCGUAGGGUUAGGGUUUCCUAACCCUAGAACCCUGGUCCUGAGGGACAAGUUCCCGCGGACGCAUGUAAUGCACUGUGGGUAUACUUCCCGAACUUUGCGGCAGCAGUGGCUUUCGCUACCUUCCAUUAUAUAUCGCACAGCCUUCUGCUUGAUUACCAUCAUGGCUUCUCUUUGGGAGACUGGUGCUAAUGCUUUCCGUGCUCUCGGACCCAAAGAUCAGCAGUCCUCGGGUAUCACGACUAUCGCCCGGAUCUUGGUCUUGGUGGCUCCUAUCUGCAGAUCUUGAGUUGGCAAACGACUGUAUUAUUAUGUUCUGAGUUUUGGAUUUAGGGGUCAACGCUUUUGCAAAUAUGGUUUUCGCUCGCAUCGUCCACUUUUACUCGUCUACUCGCAAAGUAUUGGUUUUCUCGCCCUCAAUUCUGGCUCUUAUCUUCGUGACGCUUGACAUCGUAUCUUUUGUCAUUCAGCUUGUGGGUGGUGGCAUGGCUGGUCCUGGCGCAAGUGUGUUGUGCACAAACGAAGGGCUUGAGCAUCUACAUGGGCGGAAUUGGCACGCAGGAAGACUUCAUUAUCCUGUGGAU
Messenger RNA from Aureobasidium subglaciale EXF-2481, 1145 nucleotides. RefSeq lists its product as uncharacterized. NCBI's taxonomy places the organism in Eukaryota, Fungi, Ascomycota, Dothideomycetes, Dothideales, Saccotheciaceae. The transcript has 2 exons. The coding region runs from base 461 to 850 and encodes 129 amino acids. The record is from RefSeq and is a predicted model, not a curated record.